CAAAACAAAAUGGAGAGAGCCAGCAUUCAAUUCAGUAUUGGUUAACAGCUUAGUGUGUAUGCAGUGUCCUCAUAAGGUUAGUAUUAUAAAGAUAAGCAGAGCAAAGAAGCAGAAAACUAUGUCAGAUAUGGAAUUAGGUUAUAUUGGUAUAUAUAUGGUGUCCGUGUGCAGCAUAGAUUCUUAGGAGUGGGCAUGUUAGCAGGUUUGUGCAGGUAGAUCGAGGGGCGAGACUGCGGCAGCAUCCCAUAGUGGAGUCUAGAGUAGGAGGGGACGAGAAGGGACGAAGCGAGUGGACAGAGCUAGGUUACCUUAUGUGUAUGUGUAAUUAUAGGUUAGGGUGAGGAGGAACAGUGUAAUCACAGCCAUCAGUAUUUACAAAGAGAAGAUAGAUAGGUUAGAAACUGUAAAUCGGCCAUACACACCGAUCAAAUUCAUUAUACUGGCAUGCCACAGGCUAUUAAGGGUAAGAGUUGAUAUGAUUUAUUUGAUGAUGCAUCUCUAUCAAUUACAAGACAACGUCUACAUAGUAUACUUAACCUCUUAAGAUCUUUCGGCGAAACUUUCGGAGAUCUUUGAAACUCCCCACUUUCAACUCCACCCCACCCCCAUACCAACAUCGACACCAUCCCAGGAGAUUUCAUUCAUUCGAAAGCAUUAACAGUCUGCUCACGCGGUUGUUGAGACGCACGCAUGAACUACACAUGACCAAGAGGAAGAGAGGCAAAAUAAACACAAAGUUCACCAAAGGGACCAAAGACAAUUUGACUUGCAUACUUCACGGUUGGAAUUUUCUCUCCAUCAACCUCCAAGGUUUAGAACGGUGACUCAGCCCACCCUAGGAGUCUCUCCCGGUUCACAGCGUUCCGUAGAAGAGCUGCAUAUCCGCCUACACCUUCAGACUGCUGGCCCUGCUGAGUGGAGAUCUGGAGUUGGCCUCGCACAUUGAGGGAUGUCAGGAGGGUGUGGUGCACUGGGGGUCUGCUCCAGAGGCCUCUACAGCUGCUACUGGAAGCACUCCAGUGAAAGAAAGAGAAGAUGUGCUUGCUGUUGGUUCUCAUUCGUUGCCGUGGCGACCCUGCUCAGCUUGGCAUGGCUGCUCAUUUGGAUGGCUCUGUACAACUCCCGUGAUGACAUGAACACGAAGGCCUUUGAAAAAACAAACAAGUGGAUAAACUGGUUUAUGGUGAUAGUAAUCAUCUCUUCUGUGCUUGCCAUUUAUGCUUUCCUUCUGCUGUUAUUUGCACUUGUCCAGUAUGCCUUAAAGGAACCCUUGGACCUGCACUGUGUGCAUAAGGUGUUGCUGUCUGUAGGUCUUGUAAUAAUCUUUGCCGGGGUGAUGGGGAUAAGCCUUCAGUGGAAGAAGGAGUGGCCUACGGUGCCCUUGUUUCUUCAGGCCACAGCGCCCUUUCUUCAGCUGGGUGCUGUGCUAGCCGUGACCCUGCACAGCUGGCUGCUGAUCAAGAGUUACCACAGAGCUCAGAGGAAAGCGUCGAGGGCUUUCAUCCUGCUGUCCUGGGCAGCUGUCUCAUUGGCGGUGUUUCUCUGUCCUCUUCUCAUCCAUGACUUCUGUCCUUGCCUGCUGGAGGAACUUCCCCCAAAGCCUGCCCUGAUUGGACAUCGGGGUGCACCAAUGGUGAGCAGACAUGCAGAGAAAACAGGGGUUCUCUGUUUCUGGCUCGGGUUUCUGUUUUGAACAGCAACAACCUCUCUACAAAGAUAACAAGGCUGGACCGACCGGUAUCUGAUUCUUCCUCUUCAGUUUGUUUCAAUAGUUUGGUCCCUAGUUUAGUCCUGGUGGUCAAAACGGCCUAUUCUGCCCGGGCAGCUUGUUAAACUAGAUAUAUUAUUAUCUGACAGGGAACAUUUGCAUGCUCCAAUCACAGACCAUCAA
Clupea harengus (Atlantic herring) is the source of this 1891-nucleotide messenger RNA. It is a transcript of the gene gdpd2, whose product is annotated as glycerophosphoinositol inositolphosphodiesterase GDPD2-like. Gene Ontology annotation, molecular function: glycerophosphodiester phosphodiesterase activity. Bases 950 to 1693 code for a protein of 247 amino acids. The record is from RefSeq and is a predicted model, not a curated record. Gene Ontology annotation, biological process: lipid metabolic process. The transcript has 8 exons. NCBI's taxonomy places the organism in Eukaryota, Metazoa, Chordata, Actinopteri, Clupeiformes, Clupeidae. Gene Ontology annotation, cellular component: plasma membrane.